AUGAACCCUAGUGUCGCGCCUCUAGCACCCCUAUUGCCUCUGUACCUCGCCCUGGCCGUCCAGGUCGUCUGGGAGUUCGCUGUGCCGCUCGCCGCCCUCCACACAUGGCGCCUCGCGCUCACCGGGAGCUGCACCGAAGUUCGCCGUCUGUUCUCGGUCCGCCUCCUUGCCCCCUCCGUCCUAGCUUGCUCUGCCGUCUGGGCGGAAGGCGUGACUCGUGCCAGGUAUGGGGGAGACCUGCCUCGCUACGAACGCGUCGCGCUGAAAAUCCUUGGGCUUUCCCUAUCGAUUUUGUGGCCAGAAGUUGCCUCCCAUUUUGCCCACGAGAACGUAAACAUUCGUGAACCAUUCUAUAAAUUUUAUAUGAAGAAGCUUACUGGUCUUUUUCUUGGCAUCACCCUAAUUGCUGUGGUCAUACUUGUUCCUACUCAAAUCGCCGAUCGAUUGGCACCUGGGUUGUUCCCAGUAGAUAUCACCUACUUUGGUUCCCCUACAACGGACACAUCGAUUUGGCCAGCACUUCAAAACUGUGCAGAUCCAGUUUGUGGUGUUCUUCUACUGAGAUUUCUCAUUAGCCAUACUCACACACUCAUAUACCUUCAAUGGUUAGUGAAGAAGGUUGUGCAGUAUACAGUUCACACUAGACAUGCUCUUGGCCAGUCAGCUUUGGUGACUGUCUCGUCCAAUGGAGCUUCUGGACAUUAUGCUGGAAGCAGUGUCACACCAAAAGACAAGCAUAGUAGCACAAAUGAUGCUAAGGAUAAAAGGAGAUCAGUUUCUGUUCAUACAAUCCUAAAUGUUGGGCUUGCAUGGUUGACUGUUGUAAUAUUCAGUUCAGCUGUGCUCAUUUUUCCAAUCUCAGUUGGGCGCGCCUCUUUGUUCGCCAUAAGUCGGCUGCCACUAGCAGGCGGAUUGAAAUCUAAUGAUCUGCUUGCUUUGGUUGUUGGAUUUGGCAUCAUAUCAACUGUUAUUGCCGCCUCUAGUGGUUCAUUUGCGUACUUGACUUCUGGGAGAACACACCCUCUAGCUUUGAGUCACUCUGUUAUUGUGUUUCUAUGGUUUGUCAUUGUUCCCAUCCUGAUCGGGUUGCUGGUUGAUUUAUCACUAAUAUCACCAUUCAUUGGGCCUGAUGAUGACGCUCCAAUUCUAGACCUUCUCCACACUUGGUUCCUGGGGUGGUUACUGCUUAAAGUCUGGGUGAAAUGGGUUCAUUGGCCCCUAACCCCGUUCCUGGCCUAUCUAACCAUCGAAUCACGGGGCUCGAGCCUUACUAGGGAGAAGGUGGGCUGGCCUCCUGGUGUGGUACCUUUGACGUGGUUCCUCCGAGAUAUAUUUGUGCCCGUUGCCACGAGACUGCUUGCUGCUUUGGGUGUCCCCUAUGUGCUUGCCAAGGGUGUCUUCCCGAGAUUUGGUUACUCUACCGCUGCAAACUCAGCGGCAUACCGCCUUGCGUGGCUGGGUGGUGUUAGCUUCUGCACACUCUGCCAUCUCGCUAAGGGGUUCUGCGUUGGACUCUGCCAUCUCACAAAAGUGUUCUGCGUUGGACUCUGCCAUCUCACCAAGGCGUUCUGCAUUGGACUCUGCCAUCUCACCAAGGCGUUGUAUGUUGGACUCUGCCAUCUCACCAAUGUUUUCUAUGUUGGACUCUGCGAUUCUAUCAGGGGUGACCCCAUCGUCAUUGGGCAGAGGCUGGAAGACGUCGCCGACGAUCUCUGAAGACCCGCGAACUCUGUUUAGCUGGAAAAGUGUCUGGUGGUAUUAACAGUUUGUAUACGAACGUGAAGUAGUAUAUAAUAUAGACCACAUAGUUGAGACGAAGGAUUUGGAUGAGACGGGAUAGACAUAUACAAUUUUCUGGUGGAACUUGCAAAUAUAUAUGGAUGCAGUUUUCA
Lolium rigidum is the source of this 1892-nucleotide messenger RNA. RefSeq names its product probable E3 ubiquitin ligase SUD1. Gene Ontology annotation, cellular component: endoplasmic reticulum membrane. Bases 1 to 1716 code for a protein of 571 amino acids. The transcript has 7 exons. The record is from RefSeq and is a predicted model, not a curated record. Lineage: Eukaryota; Viridiplantae; Streptophyta; Magnoliopsida; Poales; Poaceae.